AUGUUAUUGUUAGCGAAAGCGAGCGAAAGCAAGCGAAAGCACGCGCUUACUAUUCGUAACAGGACAGUCCGCGUGAUGCGUUGUUAUGGUAACCUUUGCUUGAAGGCUCAAAUCCUUACAAUCAUUAGACAAGCAGUCACUAGAACAUCGAAAAUGGAGAAAGAAGAACAUGCUAUGGAAUUUACAGAAAACGCAAGUGCGGAUGGAAUAGUUGACAGUGUAAAGAAAUUUCUUGAAAGUGGUUGCAAAUGCUCACGUGGUCCGAAGGAUGGCCCCUGCUCAUCGCAGUUUACGGAAGAAGAAGUUAUGGCAAAUUUGAACAACUGCCUCGAACUGUCAUCUUGGCAAACAUACAAGCUGUAA
This is a messenger RNA of Porites evermanni, 363 nucleotides long. The record is from the annotation of a GenBank genome assembly. NCBI's taxonomy places the organism in Eukaryota, Metazoa, Cnidaria, Anthozoa, Scleractinia, Poritidae.